Molecule: messenger RNA, 1074 nt
Organism: Triticum aestivum (bread wheat)
Lineage: Eukaryota; Viridiplantae; Streptophyta; Magnoliopsida; Poales; Poaceae
Exons: 5
Coding region: 150-770 (206 amino acids)
Source: RefSeq, a predicted model, not a curated record
GGGUGCAUAUUGGCCCACACCUCCCUCCACUGUAUAAGAACAGCUGCUGCAGACCCAAAGUUUACACAAGAACUGAACAAGCUGCAGCUGGAGAGGGGCCAAGGAGAAAAGGCUAUAGGGACGAGAACACCGAUCAAACCAGAAGGAAAAUGGCUCUCCUUCUUCUUGUGAUCCUGUAUUUUGUGUCGGCGUCACCUUCGGCGACAUUGGCUGCGCCAAAGAACACGUGCAAGUUUGAACUUGCUAGUAUCGCCGUGAUCUCCUGCCAAGAGUCUGUGCAGUCUCCUACACCUUCGUGCUGCGAGGCUCUUAUUUAUGCGGUGGAUCUGGAGCCAGAGUUUGAGUUAGACAAGGGUUCGUGUUGCCUAUGCAAAUUUAUGGCUGCACGGGAUAUUCCCUUUGAUCUUCCAUCCGUGUAUCGUUCUUGUCAUGGCAAAGACUCUGACAUAGUUGCGGGGUGGCCACCAUACAUGAAAAAUUGCAAUGAUGUCUGUUAUGAGGACGAUGUCGAUGGGCAUACACCAGUCCCGCCUGCCCCUUUUGCUAAGGGCAAACAAAGCCGGAAGUCGAUAGGUUUAAGAGCCGUUGUUGCAAUAAUAAUUGGAGCCACUUUGAUUAUUGGGGUGUUACUGUGUUGUGUCUACUACAAGUGCCCGCGUGGCAAGGCACGCGAGUCUCCUGCCACUAGUGACGACGAUUCUGUGAGAGGAGGUGCUGGUGUGGAGAUGGGGGUGAUAGAGCGGAACUUGUCAUCCAGGAAUCUGCUGUAGAAGCAGAACCUUGCAGCACCGGCGUGACCACGGCGACAACGGCAUGUCGGCGUUGUCUUGGCCUCUACUUUUAGUUGCGUGUUUUGGCUUGCAUGUCAUGCUGUGUGUUUUGGCUUGCAUGUCUUGCUGUAUGCUUAUGUCAGGUAACCAUUGUUAAGAACUAGCGAGUACUGUUUUAAAGAAGGCAUUUGUUGGCCAGCUACAGAUGUGAGAUGUCAAAUCGAUGUUAUGCCACCCACCGAGUUGUUCACUCCAAUCGACUUCUUCUUUCUACCGGUAGUCCUUUCUUUAGUCCGCCUGAGUU